AUGGAUUCUCCAGUGACGUCCACUUCGUCCAGCAGAAACUUAACCCUUGAUAAGAUCCAAAUUUUGAAUUUGUUUAAGCUGUUUGAUAACCUGCCCUUCGACCCAAAGAGCGAAAAUGAGACAUGGCACAUCGUGAACAAAGAAUUCAUAGACAGCCUGAGGAACUACGAAGAAGGCAAGGCGAGUCGCUACCAAACACUGAUCAAUAACAAAAUAUUUGUGGAGGACGACAGUAACGUCACCACGAGGACGAGACUGCUCAAGGAUUACGAAAAUGGAAACGGAGUGAAUUUCCUCCUCUACCCAGAGAAGGCCAUAGAGGUCUUGGAAAAGCAUUUUCACUUUAACCUAAAAAUCCCAAGGGCGGUUUACCCCUAUAAGGUUCCCAAGAGGGAUAGAAUAAUUUACAAAGUGGACAUUCAGCCGCUCAAACUUGUGGUGUACUCGAAGAACCCGAACGAGUUUAGCAGCCCGUCUAAGAUGAAGAUCGUCGUCCUGCGCAACGACACGGUGGAGGAUGUGCUCAAGGAGAUCGUCACCGACUUCGCUCCCGCGAGUUUCAAGAAAAAUCUCUUCUACGCAGAAGAGAGGAGCGGCAAGAGGGAAUACAACUGGGAGUGUUUAUUCCUGCACGAUUCGACGGAGUACCCCCUGAAGAAGAAGAUGCACGAAUAUGACAUUGAUGAGGGGACCUGUUUGUUAAUAACAAAUGAGCGAGCAGACAUAAAGUGCCUGACGAAUGAGAGCGACUAUGGAUACACGAGGCAGGAGUCCAGUUUUAGGAGGUCCGAGAAGGAGGAGGAUUGUAUGAGGGGCUACUCCAGCGGAGGGACAGGCGGGUACGGUUCUACCCACGCGCAGGGAAACACACAGGGUUCCACACAGGGAUACCCCCAACAGGGCAUGAUGAAGCAAAUAAGCUACAUAUUCGAGCACGGGGGGGACCGAGGUCUAAUCAACCUCGGUAAUACCUGCUUCUUGAAUUCCUCCCUGCAGUGCCUAGCCAAAAUAAAAAAAUUUUCCAAUUACUUCCUAAGUGGAACCUUCUGGAAUCACAUAAACUACUCCAACCCUGUGGGGCAGAAUGGACGUCUAGCCAAAGCGUACUACGAAACGUUGCUUGAGCUUUGGAAGAUAAAUAAGAGAAGCGAGCCGUAUGCACCCAAGGCAUUAAAACAAGCCAUAAGUGAAAAGAGAGAUGAAUUCUACGGGUACCAACAACACGAUUCACAGGAGUUAUUAGCCUUCCUUCUUGAUGGCUUGCAUGAAGAUUUGAACUUAAUACAGAAGAAGCCCUACUACGAAGAGAAGCUACAAGGAGGAUUAGAUAAACUGGACAUUGAUGUUGCGGAAGCAUCUUGGAAUAGGCACAAAGAGAUUAAUAACUCCAUUAUUGUUGACCUCUUCCAGGGACAGUACCGAUCUCGUCUACAAUGUCCCAAGUGUAAAAAAGUUAGCAUAGCAUUUGAUCCGUUUAUGUACUUAUCGAUCCCGUUACCGCCGAAGAAGAAUCACCGCAUCUGGUUCCACGUUAUGUUAAAUAGGGACGCUCCCAUAGGUAUGAGAUUCUCCUGCUCUUUUAGUGGCUCACAAGAGGUCCUAAAAUUGAAGAUUUUCCUUCUCACCAUAAUAAAAAAUUUAAAAGGAAAAAGAAAAAACAUUCUUCUUCAUAAUAAGUGUAUAAUUAAGAAUAGCAAAGAGUCUUCCCAUGAGGGAAGAAAUAACCAUGCCAAUGCAACUACGUGCAGUAGCAGUGGUAGCAGCUGUGGUGGUGGGGGGACAAACAGUACCAGCAAUAGUGCCUUCAACUUCCAUUAUAAAUAUAUGGAUGACAAAAAUGAAUUCUACGAAGAUAAUGAGGACAAUUGCACCAAUGCGGAUAUUGCCAAUUACCUCAAGGCUAUAAAAAACAAAAGUAAGAUAACAAACACGCUGAAGGAACAAGAAAUCUCCACCGUCCAUGAGAGCAUCUGUGCCAUGUGCAACAUACAAUCGAUUGACGAGCUAGAGAUUAACAAUUUGAGCUUCCUUUUUACGAAAUUUAAAAAUCUCGCUUGUAAUCAAUUUUUUCAAGUCCUAAAUAACUCCGAUUUUGUCACCGAAUCGCAUACGAGAAAUGGAAAAGGGAUCAGCCACAUUUUUGUCUUCAUCCUGCCGAAGUCAUGUUCCCAUCUGAUUGAUAAAAAUAUGGAUGUCAAGGUGGGAGAUGAACAUCUGGAGGUCCUUACCAACUCCACGGUCACCACGAACAACACCAGUCUCAAGGAUGAAGAAAUGAACGUGAAGAGCGAAGCAGGCAACAACAACUGCAGUAACGAUAGCAGCAGUAACAAUAACAACGGCGCGGAGAAGAAAUCGCUCAAGGGGAAGAACAGCCACACGAGCAAGAUUCUUAAAAAGAGAAAGGGGGUGCUCGGCCCAUCCAACAGUAAUGGGAUCCCUAUUAGGAAGGGAGACAAAAUGAACCCAUCCGGGGCCGAGGAGGACGAAGACGACGAGGUCACCCCUGUGACAUCAUCUCCAGGGGGAUGGAAUGGAAACGUUGGCGGAAAUGCUAGCAUAAACGGAAGAGAGCCAUACGACGAAGUAAUGGAAGAGUCAAACGAUAUUAACAUGCAGGAGGCCUCCUCACAGACACCCCAAAAUGAUUCCAAUUCCAAUGGCAUGAGCAAAGGCAAGACAAACUGUGAGCAACACAUUUCUUACAGUGAACUUUUUCGAGAUCGAAUUUUGUUAACACAAGAUUUACAUAACCUCCACGACAAGUACUUCUCCCUCCUGAUAGUACCUCUGUGCCCAGAUGAGCAGCUUUUCUACAAAAUGAAAAAUAAUGAUUUGCCCCUCCUCUUUAAUGUCCCUUUCAAUUUUACGCUCAAUGAUCUAUACGCGAAGGUGGAAAAUGCCUACCCGAAGAAGCCCGCGGGGGGUAGAACAGCACCCAGCGGAACUACCCCCACUUCCAAUCAGUACACCGAUCGGUAUGAAGAACUCUGCACACAUAACGGGAAUGGAAGAAGCGGAGGUGACGAGGAAAGUGCCAAGAAGGAUAGCAUAUCGAGUAGCGAUGUGGCGAAUAAGGCCAUGACAAGUGAGUACAACCAGGGGUUGGAGCAAAAGGGAGCCGCUGCCUUGGUUGAGGGAGGCGACGACUGUGCCAGUAGGUUUACUCUGUACCUGCCGUGCUAUAACCUGAAGGAGGAGUGGACGCCAAAGGACAACCUGGGGCUGGAACUCAAAAGAGACGAAACGUACCUCUCAGAUUAUAUAAAAAAUUCGGAGGAAAAGCGACUCAUAAUUAUACACCUUAACAGCGUUGGCAUAGAUCAUGAGUUGUCCCUGGAUAUAAAGACGAUCACUUUUGUCGAUUUGGAAGAACGCUAUGGGAUUGACACUUGUUUGAAAUUAUUUUCGGAAGAGGAGCACCUGGAUGAGAACAAUACCUGGUACUGUGGCAAUUGCAAGCUGCAUGUACAGGCUUAUAAGAAGCUAGACCUAUUCCGAAUGCCAAUCAUCCUCAUUCUACAUUUAAAAAGAUUUAACAAUACAAAUAGGUGGCUAAGGACAAAGAUCGAUUCGUAUGUUUACUACCCCCAUAAGGAGAAUGAAUACCUAAAUAUGACCCCUUACAUUCUGGAGGAUGGCUUAAAACACAUGAUAAGGAUGGACCCUCAUUAUUCCCCUUUGUAUGAACUCAUCGGAGUUAACUGUCAUACGGGUGGCCUCUGUGGGGGACACUACUUCGCGUAUGUGAAGCUCAACGGGAAGUGGUACAAUUUCAAUGAUACCUUCGUUACCACCAUUGACGAGUCGCAGGUCAACACGAAGAACGCGUACCUCCUGUUUUACCAGCUGCAUACUCACAAGAACGAGACCUUCGCGGGCGUGGCGGACCAGAGGAAUUUGGCGGAGGAGGAGGCCAUUCGCAUGGCCAACGCGAGCUACUACAAUUAG
Plasmodium inui San Antonio 1 is the source of this 3951-nucleotide messenger RNA. Its product is annotated as ubiquitin thiolesterase. Gene Ontology annotation, biological process: protein deubiquitination. NCBI's taxonomy places the organism in Eukaryota, Apicomplexa, Aconoidasida, Haemosporida, Plasmodiidae. The transcript has 3 exons. The coding region runs from base 1 to 3951 and encodes 1316 amino acids. Gene Ontology annotation, molecular function: cysteine-type deubiquitinase activity. The record is from RefSeq and is a predicted model, not a curated record.